This is a messenger RNA of Mastomys coucha (southern multimammate mouse), 1708 nucleotides long. RefSeq names its product putative sperm motility kinase W. The record is from RefSeq and is a predicted model, not a curated record. Gene Ontology annotation, biological process: protein phosphorylation; intracellular signal transduction. The transcript has a single exon. Gene Ontology annotation, cellular component: cytoplasm. Lineage: Eukaryota; Metazoa; Chordata; Mammalia; Rodentia; Muridae. Gene Ontology annotation, molecular function: protein serine/threonine kinase activity; ATP binding. Bases 170 to 1651 code for a protein of 493 amino acids.
GGAAGAAUGAGUGUCCUCUGUAUAAGACUGUGGACCGGCCUGUUGUAUUUGUCCAUACAAAGCAGGGAGCUGGUUUUGGUGACCUGUGGGACUUGGUAAUAGAUAUCAAGUUUGUAAAUUUCAGGUUUUUGUACCUCACAACCUGUGUGCCCCGUGGCACAGGGAAAACAUGGACAGCACCUCUAAAGUGAUUAAAUUGGGAAGUCAAUAUAGGGUGGUUUUCUAUCUUGACAAGGGUUCAUUUGGCACUGUGAAAUUGGCCUGGCAUCUGAAAACCCAGGCCCUGGUUGCCAUCAAAAUGGUUGAAAUCAGCAAGAAGACCAUGAGUAAUAUCCAUUCAGAACGAGCAGCACUGGAGAAGCUAAACCAUCCCAAUAUUAUUCGUCUCUUCCAGGUUAUUGUAACACCAAGUUUUGUAAACUUUGUUCUAGAGUAUUGUCCGCAAGGAAGCUUAUUUGAUUUAAUUCAUCACCAUGGCCCACUGCAGGAGAAAGAGGCAAAGAGAACAUUCGGGCAGAUAGUGGCAGCCGUAAAAUACCUCCACAACUGUGACAUCAUUCAUCGAGACAUCAAACCGAAUAAUAUACUAAAAGAUGCAGAGGGUAACAUGAAGUUGAUAGACUUUGGACUGUCUGUAAAGUGCCAACCUGGAAGACUACUAAAACGGAAGUGUGGGACCAAGGUCUUUUAUGCCCCAGAGUGCGUGCUAGGGCAGCUAUAUGAUGGCAGAAAGACUGAUAUCUGGAGUUUGGGUGUGCUACUCUAUUUCAUCACCACUGGGUACUACCCCUUCGAAGGAAAAACCAUGAAAGAGAUCGAGAACAACAUUACCACAGGGACCUAUCGUAUUCCAUGUCACUUCUCUGGGACACUUGAAAAUUUAAUCCACCAGAUCCUCACAGUUCCCCCCGAGAUGAGAUCGUCCAUUGAAGACAUUGAGAGACACCCCUGGGUCAUGAAAUGUCAAGUAACUAUCCCGACUGAUACCUACCCAGAUUACAGCAUCAUAGACAUACUUUGUGACAUGGGGUUUAAUGCCAACGAGAUUUUAGAAUCACUGCAGAAGAAAAGGUUUGAUGAAAACAUGGGAACGUAUUUGCUUUUAAAAGAACAGAUACGCAAAGGGGUUAAGUAUACAUCUACCACUUCAGCCAAGCCGCCUGUGGAUCAGUACCCUGCGCCACCCCCAUCACCAGCACAUACCUCUACCUCUGGUCUUCCCCCAAAAAGAAGGGCCAGUGAACCCAACUUUGGCCUCCUCCACAUCUGGCCCUCAGGACAGCAGGGGCCUGUUACCCUGACACCAUCAGGACACAAGGUGACCAGAAGUGUCUCCAUGCCUUCCAUUGCCCUACAUUGUCCCAAGAAGAACAACAUCACUUCUAGCUGGACUCUCAAUACCGGAGCUGUGGCUGCCCCAUCUGUCUGCAGCAACAUAUUGGAAGACCAAAUAUGCCUGCCACCUGAGGAAGACAUUGCCAUGGAAACACCAUCUCCCCCUCUGAGAAUUGGGUUCUUCAAGAGACUGCGCAAGAGAAUCAGGAAUUGCCUGUCAAGACUUUGCUGCUUCCCCCGGGCUCCAGAGACAAGAACUCAGCAUAUACCCUCCAAGAAAGUGGCUCCCCUGAAAGAGGCCAGAUGCAAAAUCUAAUGAAAGGGUGGGCAAAUAUGAGAGGAUGCAUCUUGGCUUUGAAUUUUAUAGUCUCUA